GAGGAGACAUACACCAUGGCAGGACGUCCUGGAGGUUAUUACGGCUACGGCGGCCCGCCACCGCCGCCGCCGCCGGGCCACCCCCCCCACAUGUUCCCCGGGCCGGCCGGAGUCAUGUACUACCCCGUCCACCCCGCCUACUUCUACCCCUACCCUCCCCCGUCUGAACCGGUCCAAGUGGUGGACAGCCCGCCCGAGGAGGCCGUCCCCGAGCUACCCGGGGAGACGGUCGAGCUGCCGUGGAGUACAUACCGUUGGGUGCCCGCAUGCCUGAGCCAGCGCAGCAUCCCGCCGGGCGCGCUGCGCGUGGGCACGGACGCGGACGGCGACGAGAUCUACGCGGGCCGCGCGCCGCACGAGGGCGACAUCCUGCCCGCCAAGGUCAUCCCCAACAAGAACGCCUGCUACGUCGCUCACAACGGGGAGGAGGUUCUGAAAGAUCAGUUUGAGGUGCUGGUGCCAGCGAUGUUCUCGUGGCAGUUCUCCACAAACGGCGCAGUGCCUCCCGGAGCCGUGGAGGCUGGCGUCACCGCUGAUGGAGAGAAGCUGUACUUCGGCCGCGUCACACACGACGGCUGCGUCACUCCCGGCAAGAUCCACCCGAGCCACGAGACGUGCUACUACCCGUUCGACGGCGAAGAGAGGAGCUCGUCCGAGUACGAGGUGCUCGUGCUCAUGUAGAUUUACUCAUCUAUUGGGGUCACUUGCACCACCGAAAAGGGAGAGGUUAACCCACCAUUUUAUACGUAAAUUGACAGUUGACAGCUCACUAACCUUAAGUUAAGUGGGUGGUGCAAGUGGCCUUUAGGGUUCUAUGUGAACUCUUAUAGAAUUCCAAAGAUGCCAAUUUUAAAAUUAUUUGUUCUGUUCCAUAUGUAAACGGUCCUUAUGUAAUGACUAAUGAGCAUAAGAACCCAUUUCAUGUGGGAACGCACUCUUUUGAUAUAUUGAUAUAUUGGCUGUGGAAUUGUAAAAAAUAUACGUAAAUAUACUUGCCAUUUCAGUUGUAUAUAAUUAUGUUCAGUGUUGGUUCAGUGAUAUUAAAAUUUUGUAUACAAAAAGA
Messenger RNA from Leguminivora glycinivorella, 1063 nucleotides. Its product is annotated as natterin-3-like. The record is from RefSeq and is a predicted model, not a curated record. The transcript is spliced from 5 exons. Lineage: Eukaryota; Metazoa; Arthropoda; Insecta; Lepidoptera; Tortricidae. The coding region runs from base 16 to 681 and encodes 221 amino acids.